Molecule: messenger RNA, 629 nt
Organism: Moneuplotes crassus
Lineage: Eukaryota; Ciliophora; Spirotrichea; Euplotida; Euplotidae
Source: the annotation of a GenBank genome assembly
CAUAGAAGAUUCAGAGAUAUGACUGACACAGCCAAUACCCUCAAAGAGAAGGACUAUCAAAGAUUUCGAAGAAUCCUUAAUAAAACCUGAAUUAGCAAAAGAUUACUUGCUGGAUCUGAAGAAGUUACAAGUACUAACCUGCCCCUAGAUUAAAAAAACCACAGGCAAGCUUUCUCUUUAGAUAAAGACUCCCAAAAGACUCUUAUUACCAUGAAAAGAAAAACCAUUCCCACACAAGUAACUUACCAAAAACAAUACACCUCAUUAAUACUCUGCAGAAAGCGCCUAAGGACAUCAAAAUGCUUACUAACAGCAGACUAAAAUAUAGCCACACACCUGCCCUCCCUGCACCCCUUCUCCAAACUCUUGAAUCCCUUCCUAAAGUUUCUUCUGAACUACUCUUCACAGGCUCACUGCUCUACUUUAAUACACAUCUUGAGGUAUUCCUUCAGUGCUUAAGGUGCUUCUUCGGGGUGAAGGGAGAUGAAGGAAGUAAUAACUCUUCUGUUCCUUCACUUUCGGAUCGAUAUCAACUCUCAAAUAAAAGGCCAGUCUUGAGCCUCAUGCUCGAGGCUACUGGAGAAAGACCUUUAAGAAAUAAAGAAACCUCAAAAGGGAACUCGGGAUAG